Molecule: messenger RNA, 831 nt
Organism: Naegleria fowleri
Lineage: Eukaryota; Heterolobosea; Eutetramitea; Acrasida; Naegleriidae
Exons: 1
Coding region: 1-831 (276 amino acids)
Biological process (GO): peptidyl-proline hydroxylation to 4-hydroxy-L-proline
Cellular component (GO): endoplasmic reticulum
Molecular function (GO): L-ascorbic acid binding; iron ion binding; procollagen-proline 4-dioxygenase activity
Source: RefSeq, a predicted model, not a curated record
AUGUUUCAAUCUCUGAAAUGGCAGUCCACCACGUAUCAGCCUCUUCUCUCUGAACAAGUUCUGGAGAUGCCCAUUGCUGAUGGUAUCUCAGAAUCCGAGACUCCCCUUUCAAAUAUUUCCCUGUCGGAACACUUGAAAAAGAACACCUCCAGAAUUACCAAAUCAUCUGUUUCUUCAUCAUCAGAUCAGCAGAAUACUGAGAACAAUUGCGAACGAGAAUGUUCCAUUCAAGUGGAACAUGUUGAGCAAUUGGAACUUCCUCACAAACUAGUUCUAUUACUUCAUAACGUGUUAUUGAAAGAUGAAUGUCAAUUGAUGAUCGAAUUGAGUGAGAAAAUGGGUUAUGAAGAUGCCGAUUCCUACUGUUUUGCAUAUAAUGAUCGUUUUAAUGAUAGAUUAAUGGUUGAUGAUCAAAACCUCACUGAUCUGAUUUGGAAUCGAAUGAAAGAUCAUUUACCACAAGUCAUUGCAGGAAUGAAAUUGAAAGGAUUAAACUCUCGAUGGAGAUUGUGUAAAUACAAGCCAGGACACUACUUUGGAGUGCAUACCGAUGGUUCCUAUCAAGAUCGUAAGACCAAUAGUGUCAGUUGUUUGACCUUUAUGAUUUAUUUGAAUUCCCAAUUGGAAGGUGCUUACAAAGGAGGAGCCACCAUUUUCUUUGACAGAAAGAGAGGUGAAAAGGCACGAAUUGUACAACCAUCUGGAACAGCCAUUGUAUUUUUACAGGAAGAUAUGGACAUGCUGCAUUGUGGACAAAAAGUUGAGAGUGGUGUUAAAUAUAUUUUGCGGACCGAUGUCAUGUACAGCAUCGUACACUCAACGAAUAACUAG